CGUUGUCUAAAAAGACAAUUCUCUUGUUCAAACAAGCAAAGCCAACAACCACAGCAUCAAGGAGAACCGCCUAGGGAGGUGCAAGAGCAGGAAGGAGAAAAACAUGGAGGCUCCAGAGCAGCAUAACAAGUCCAGAGUUGUGAAGGUUGACUCUGUUGAAUCCUGGGACUUCUAUUUUAACCAAGCUACAAAUCAAGGCUGCCCAAUUGUUGUCCACUUUACUGCUUCAUGGUGUAUUCCUUCAGUGACCAUGAACCCCUAUUUUAAAGAACUGGCCUCAGCUUUUCAAGAUGCCCUGUUUCUCACUGUUGAUGUUGAUGAUGUUAAGGAGGUAGCAACGAGGAUGGAGGUGAAGGCAAUGCCAACAUUUUUACUGAUGAAGGGAGGGACUGUAGUAGAGAAGUUGGUGGGAGCAAACCCAGAAGAGAUAAGGAAAAGGAUUGAUGCCUUUGUGCAAUCCAAUCGUGUAUAUGUCGCAUAGUAUGGAUGGUUGUGAUGUCUAUACAUGUUCGAAGGUGUAAAAAAAGGUGUUUGCAUCGCGUUCUUAUAAGUGUGAUUGAUAAGAUGGCACUCUAGAACCCGAUUCACUUGACCAUAUUUGUUGUAUAAAGCAUGAAGAUAUCGAAUUUCUUGUUUUGUUAUUAUCGAGUGGUGAAAGUGAAGGGGGUUAAACUUCAAACUAA
Molecule: messenger RNA, 683 nt
Organism: Gossypium raimondii (Peruvian cotton)
Lineage: Eukaryota; Viridiplantae; Streptophyta; Magnoliopsida; Malvales; Malvaceae
Product: thioredoxin-like protein CXXS1
Exons: 3
Coding region: 104-481 (125 amino acids)
Source: RefSeq, a predicted model, not a curated record